CUACCAUCACUGGUAUCUGUGAACUUGAAUUCUAAUUCUACCCCGCACAUCUCCGUCCUGAUGGCACAACCUGCGAAACCCCAAGUACAGCCAUGUCGCUACAAGACAGGCAAGACACUAGGUGCAGGCUCAUACUCUGUUGUCAAGGAAUGCGUACAUAUUGACACCGGUCGCUACUAUGCCGCAAAGGUCAUCAACAAGCGCCUGAUGGCGGGGCGUGAACACAUGGUCCGAAAUGAAAUCGCCGUACUGAAGAAAGUGUCCAUGGGUCACCAAAAUAUCCUCACCCUGGUCGACUACUUUGAGACUAUGAAUAACUUGUACCUUGUUACAGACCUCGCUUUGGGUGGAGAGCUCUUCGAUCGCAUCUGCCGAAAGGGCAGCUACUACGAAACCGAUGCAGCAGGCCUCAUCCGCGCCGUACUCUCUGCCGUAGCUUAUCUUCAUGACCAUGGAAUUGUGCAUCGUGACCUCAAGCCUGAGAAUCUGCUGUUCCGUACCCCAGAAGAUAAUGCAGAUCUCUUGAUAGCCGACUUCGGCUUGUCCAGGAUCAUGGACGAGGAGCAGUUCCACGUCCUGACAACAACAUGCGGAACUCCAGGCUACAUGGCGCCAGAGAUUUUCAAAAAGAGCGGACAUGGAAAGCCAGUUGAUAUUUGGGCCAUCGGCGUUAUCACUUACUUCCUCCUUUGUGGAUACACCCCAUUCGACCGUGAUUCCAACCUUGAAGAAAUGCAGGCAAUUCUAGCAGCGGACUACUCAUUCACACCACUGGAGUACUGGCGCGGUGUAUCGCAAGAGGCACGCAACUUCAUCAAAAACUGCCUAACCAUUGACCCGGCCCAGCGCAUGACCGCCCACCAAGCACUGCAACACACGUGGAUCAAUCCACCAUAUGACAGCUCGCGGACCGGUUCCGGCGAGGACCUGCUACCGACCGUCAAACGGAACUUCAACGCGCGUCGCACUCUGCAUCGUGCUAUCGAUACUGUGCGCGCUAUCAACAAGCUGCGCGAGGGUGGUGGCUUCAUGAUGGAUGGCGUUAUGAGCAUCGAUCCUAAGCCAGAGCGUGUGAAUGGUAGUGAGAUCACAGACGAGUCUGGACAUUCCGCUCAUGGUGAUGGUGCCGGGACUCCGAUGCAGAUUGAUAGCCGGGGUAAUGCGCGUGGGCAGACUGAGUCACAGAUUCGCGACCAGGAGCGGAGAGUUAAGGAGACUAUGGCUGGUCUAUGGAGUCGUGGGGCUCAUGCAAAAUAA
This is a messenger RNA of Penicillium taxi, 1257 nucleotides long. Its product is annotated as serine/threonine-protein kinase. The record is from RefSeq and is a predicted model, not a curated record. NCBI's taxonomy places the organism in Eukaryota, Fungi, Ascomycota, Eurotiomycetes, Eurotiales, Aspergillaceae. Gene Ontology annotation, biological process: cellular response to oxidative stress; protein phosphorylation. Gene Ontology annotation, molecular function: calcium/calmodulin-dependent protein kinase activity; ATP binding; calmodulin binding. The transcript has 4 exons. The annotation marks the transcript as partial.